AUGCCAGGUGGAUCUAAAGAGUAUGAUGAAAUCCCAUGUUCAAAUGAUGAAGAAAUGAAACCAUCAAAGGUAUUUAUUACAUUUUAUUAUAUAUAUUCAUUUUAGUUAUUCAAACUUUAAAUAGAUAUUUAAUUUAAGAUUCUGAGUGGAGUGAGGAAUGUAUUGGUUUUACAAAGAUGUUUAUUUUUUUUUAUUUUUCUGUGAAUAACUUUUAACUAGAAAUUUUACUCUGAUUUUCAAGUGUAGCACUUUUUCUGAAAGGAAAUUUGACUUGGGUGGUACUUUAGUGUGAUCAUUAUUUUGAUUUUCCCAGUUUUCAUAAUAUAUGGUGAAAAUGGGAAAAUUUACAAAAUAUAUUAUCUAGUUUAAAAUCAUAAAUAUUACGACCCUACAAACAUGUAAUCGAACUCCGCUCAGAAUCGUUUUUUUUACCAAAUAUUAAUCGUAGCCUACAGAUAUACAUUAAAUUACCCUCUUUAUCCCAUUUUCCUAACUUCUAAUCCACAAUAGUGGCCUAUCCAUUGUGCGAAGUAUGUCUGUACCUUUUUUUUGUAUAUUUCUUAUUUAAUUAUAGAGUUCUUAUAAUGAAAAAAGUUCACUUUUGGAUAAGUCAGCUAAAACUUCAAUAACAACAAGAAAAUGGACUCAAUAUUUAGCUGCAUUAAUUGGUAAGUAUUUAUGUUCAGCUAAAUAGUUAAAAAAAAAAAAUAUUUAUUAUUUUUUAUAUUUAUAACAGUAACUAUUGGGGGAUUUAUCAUGGGCACAACACUUGGUUGGACAUCUCCAGCUGGUCCAAUGAUGAAAAACAACCAAUAUAAAUUUCACGUGGCUGAAGAAAAUGUUUCAUGGAUUGCUUCGUUUAUGGCCCUUGGUGCCAUGAUUGGAUGUCCAGUUAUGGCAGUACUAGUGCAUAAAUUGGGAAAUAUAAAACUAAUGAUUAUAUUAACUGUACCUACAUUAUUGGGUUGGACAAUGAUAAUAUGGGCCAAAUCUGUAAGUAUAAGCAACUUUCAAUAUUUAUUAUUCUUUAAUCACUUUUUUGAUUUGAAAAUCAUCAUUUAAGGUGACAUGGAUAUAUGUUGGCAGGAUUUUAACUGGAUUUGCUAGUGGUUCUUAUUCCGUUAUUGUACCACAAUAUACUUCAGAAAUAGCUGAAAAAGAAAUCCGCGGUACUCUAGGUACCUAUUUCCAGCUACAAGUUUUUUCGGGAAUCUUAUUUACCUAUUUUAUGGGAUCAUAUGUAUGUGUAUAUUUUUAAUUUCAUCAAGUAUUUGUGUUAAAUGUUAUGUUUUUUUUUAUAUAGUUAAAUGUAUUUGGAUUGUCCUUUGCUUGUGCAAUAGUUCCAAUAAUAUAUAUAAAUUUAUUAUUUUUUUUACCCGAAAGUCCAAUGUUCCACCUUAUAAAGGGCGAUGUAAACAAGGCUGUAUUAUCAUUGAAUUUCUUCUAUGGAUCUCAUGGUCAAGUGGACCAUGAAUUAUAUAUUUUGCAGAAGUCGUUGACUAAAGUACAAAUUAAUAUUUUAUAGAGUAUCUAAUUAUUAAGUAUAACAAAUGUAAAUAGAUAAUUUUAUUUUUGUAUAGACUAAAAAUGAAAGACUUACAAUCUUACAAGCAUUCCAAACUACGGCAGCUAAACGUGGGUUAUUCUUAGGAAUUGGAAUUAUGAUUUUUCAACAGUUUACUGGAGCCAAUGCUGUUAUUUUCUAUACUACAACAAUAUUUGAUGUAAACUUAUUAAUAUUGCAACUAAUUUAAAUGAUUAAUUUAUAAUUAUAAUUCAAUAUAGGCAACCGGUAGCACAAUUUCAUCAAAUACAUCCACAAUCAUUGUUGGUGUCAUGGCAGUACUGUCUACAUAUUUUUCUACUCUUGUCAUUGAUAGAUUGGGAAGAAAGAUUUUACUUUUGUAUUCUGUUGUUGCAAUGGGAAUUACAACAUUUCUCAUUGGUGGAUUUUUCUAUGCAAAGGAUACCUUUUAUGAUGUUUCAUCGAUUGGAUAUGUCCCAUUGGUGUCAUUGUGUGUAUUUAUAGUCAUGUUCUCUAUUGGUUUCGGUCCCAUUCCAUGGAUGAUGAUGGGAGAAAUAUUUCCAACUCAAAUUAAAGGUAUGCUAGGUGUAACAUAAGUACUAUUUAAACGGAUCAUAGUUCUAUUAUAUUUUUAAUAUUCCAAGUUUUUAAUAUGUAUCAUAUAUUUGUUUUAGGUAUUGCUAGUUCAAUAGUUUGUAUGUCCAACUGGUUUUUUGUUUUCUUGGUCACCAAAUUCUACUCAUCAUUAGUAUCUGCUAUUUUUAUAUACAAUACAUUCUGGUUAUUCACAUUGUUUUGUGUGGUAGGCACAUUUUUUGUGAUUUAUUUUGUUCCUGAAACUAAAGGUAAAACUAUAGAUGAGAUUCAAGAAUUGCUCAGUGCAUAA
Cinara cedri is the source of this 2411-nucleotide messenger RNA. The record is from the annotation of a GenBank genome assembly. NCBI's taxonomy places the organism in Eukaryota, Metazoa, Arthropoda, Insecta, Hemiptera, Aphididae.